AUGAUGGAAUCACGCCGUCUGAGUCGACUGAGAGAAGCAAUUGCUGAAGAGUCAAUAAAAUACUCGAUGCGAUCACCAAUUCCAUGUAAUUGGCGAUUGAAUACCAUUCGAGCAUGUAAUAGAGGAUAUCAAAGCAAAUUCAGACGUCAUCGAGUUCACUGUGUUAUAGUGAUUGAAAUUGAUCGAAAUCCUCCAGUUCAUCUGAAUACAAAUCUUCUUCAGUCAUCAGCUUCACUUCAACAAGAUGAUGCUCAACCAUCACUAUAUCCUGAUACGCAUACCAAAUUCUGCUCUGUACGUGAUUAA
Rotaria sp. Silwood2 is the source of this 306-nucleotide messenger RNA. The record is from the annotation of a GenBank genome assembly. NCBI's taxonomy places the organism in Eukaryota, Metazoa, Rotifera, Eurotatoria, Philodinida, Philodinidae.